Molecule: messenger RNA, 1916 nt
Organism: Dromiciops gliroides (monito del monte)
Lineage: Eukaryota; Metazoa; Chordata; Mammalia; Microbiotheria; Microbiotheriidae
Gene: TYMP
Product: thymidine phosphorylase
Exons: 11
Coding region: 213-1595 (460 amino acids)
Biological process (GO): pyrimidine nucleobase metabolic process; pyrimidine nucleoside metabolic process
Cellular component (GO): cytosol
Molecular function (GO): pyrimidine-nucleoside phosphorylase activity; 1,4-alpha-oligoglucan phosphorylase activity
Source: RefSeq, a predicted model, not a curated record
GACAGUGCCAAGUGAAAAGCCAAGGGACCACAGAGAUAGGGAGGAAGAAGUAGUCUGGGAGAGGGACAGAAAACAAGAGAAAAGGCGAGUUUGAGCCAGAGACAGGGAGGGGCGAGGCACUCAGAGACCACUAAGGAGGCAGGAGCCUGGGGAAGAACUAACAAGUAACUGACUGGAGGGGGGAGAAAAGGAGCUAGAAGCAGAGCCCAAGGAUGGCAGCGCCAGACCGAACAGGGUCAGCCUCCAUCCCGGAAUUGAUUAGGAAGAAGCGAGAUGGGGGUCGCCUGGAGGAGGUGGAGAUUCGGAGCUUUGUUCAAGGGGUGACGGAGGGGACAGUGCAGGAGGCGCAAAUAGGCGCCAUGCUGAUGGCCAUCCGACUGCAAGGCAUGGACCUGGGUGAGACAGAGAUUCUGACCCGGGCACUGGCUGAGUCUGGACAGCAGCUUCAGUGGCCCGAGGCCUGGCGGCGGCUGAUGGUGGACAAGCAUUCGACAGGGGGUGUGGGGGACAAAGUCAGCCUGAUCUUGGCACCUGCUCUGGCUGCCUGCGGCUGCAAGGUGCCAAUGAUCAGCGGGCGGGGCCUUGGGCACACUGGAGGCACACUGGACAAGCUGGAAGCUAUCCCAGGCUUCUCAGUGGUACAAAGUCCGGAGCAGAUGCGGGAGCUGCUGGAGCAGGCAGGCUGCUGCAUUGUGGGGCAGAGUCAGGAGCUGGUCCCUGCAGACGGAAUCCUUUAUGCCAUUCGGGACGUGACUGCCACAGUGGACAGCCUCCCCCUGAUCACAGCCUCCAUCCUCAGUAAGAAGGCUGUGGAGCAGCUCUCAACCCUGGUGGUGGACGUGAAAUUUGGGGAAGCAGCCAUCUUCCCCAGCCAAGAAAGAGCCCGAGAGCUGGCCCAGGCCCUGGUGGGAGUGGGGGCCCGCCUCGGGCUCCGAGUAGCAGCUGCACUGACCACCAUGGACAGCCCUCUGGGAUGCUGUGUGGGCCACGGGCUUGAAGUGGAGGAGGCCUUACGGUGCCUGGAGGGAGGAGGCCCCCCAGACUUACGGGACCUCAUCGCCCAGCUAGGAGGAUCUCUGCUGUGGUUGAAUGGACAGGCCCCAACCUUGGCCCAGGGGGCAGCCCAGAUCGGGGCCACUCUGGACAAUGGCUCUGCCUUGGGCCAGUUCCAGGCCAUGCUGGAGGCCCAGGGGGUGGCCUCUGACCUGGCCCGAGCCCUGUGCUCAGGAUCUCCUGCCCAGCGCCAAGGCCUGCUCCCCACAGCCCCCACCAAGGAGGAGCUGAAAACAGCUUCAGAGGGCACCGUGGAGAAGAUCCGGGCACUACCCCUGGCCCAAGUUCUCCAUGAGCUGGGGGCUGGCCGGAAGCGAGCAGGAGACCCCCUUCACUUUGAUGUGGGGCUGGAGCUGCUGGUGAGCGUAGGACAAAGAGUCAGUGCAGGGACACCCUGGAUUCGAGUGUACCACAGGGGCCCAGGCCUGAGUCCGAGCCACCGCCAGAGACUGCAGGAGGCCUUGAGGCUGUCCGGCAGGGAGCCCUUCGUGCCAGAUCCCUGCCUGCGGGAGCUCAUCCUGCCCCCCUCCAUGAAGGGCUGAGCGGGGUCAGCCCCGGGAGCACGCGGACCCCGGCAGAGCCCCGACUGCAGGCGCCCGAAGCGCCUCCUCUGCAGGCACGGCCGGCCAAACCACCGCCCGUCUUGUGCCCAGUCCGGCUCCCACUCCUUCCUGGCGGACGUCCCACCCAAACGGGCCCCCUGGCUCUGCCCUUCGCCCAGGCAGCGGCCCUGCCCGGACGUCCUUCCCCCUGGAACCCCGAGAGCCUUCCACACGCUGCGGCGGCGACUGCAGCCGGGACCCCCUUGGUUGGGGGUGGGGGAUGUCUCCUCCCCGGGAAUAAACUGCUCGUUUCCGCACCGA